Molecule: messenger RNA, 1117 nt
Organism: Microplitis mediator
Lineage: Eukaryota; Metazoa; Arthropoda; Insecta; Hymenoptera; Braconidae
Exons: 4
Coding region: 55-1095 (346 amino acids)
Biological process (GO): signal transduction
Molecular function (GO): protein binding
Source: RefSeq, a predicted model, not a curated record
CCUCGAAAAAUAAUCUGCAAUUAUUAAAAUCAAUUUAAAAUAUCACUGCAGAGAAUGAAUUUAGAGGAUAAAAUACCAGGAGCACCAAAUUUAGAUACGACGAUAAUAAAAUUAAUUAAAAAUACAUCAAAUAUUCAUGUAGGAUUUAUGUUUGAUGGUGAUCAGCAAUUAUUGCAAUUAUUAUGUUUAUUAUUGAGUUCAACGCCAGCUGGUAAAUUAUAUAAAGGAUGGCAAGAUUUUGGUAAUGAGUUAAAAUUGACAAGAGAACAAUUACAGUGCAUUGAAUAUAAUUUUAAAGGACUACAAGAUCCAACUUUUUAUGUUUUAUUGACUUUUUCACAAUUAUCUGAAUCAACGAUCGAUAAAUUAUUGAUUGCUUGUCAAAAUAUAAAACGUUUUGAUAUUAUUAAUAGAAUUAUUUCUCCUUUAAAUAUUUUUAUUGAUAAUUUAUCUGUCGAUCCUCAUUUUCCAGGAAUUUUAAGACCGAAGACUUUACCAAGAGUUCCAUUAGUUUUAAAGCCACUAAUUGCUGAAAAUACUUGUCUAAGUAACUUACCAGCAAAUAAUAAUUUAAAUAAUAACAAUAAAAAUAAUUAUGGACGUACCAGUGAUGAUAAAAAAAAUUACGGGAGUAUUGUAAUGUUGACAUUUACAAAAGACGGUGAAAAUAUAUCAAAAAAUAUAUGUAAAAUAUUACGAGAACAAAAUCCUAAAAUAGGUGUCGUUAUAUUGCAAGAACAAGAAAAAUUUGUUUUUUCAAGAUCUGAGGAAUUUAUUGAUGAUUGUUUCAAACAAGUUAAUUAUAUUAUACCGAUAUUAACUUCCGGUUAUAUUAAACAUAUUAAUAAUUUAAAUAAUGAUGAUGAAUAUAAUUUAUUCAAUAAUUUAGAUUAUAAGUAUGUUAAAUAUUUAUACUCAUUAAUGCGCUUUGAAUAUUUUAAAAAUAAUUGUAAAAACAAUCGUAUCAGGUGUAUUGUGCCCAAUGAAGAAUUAUUGUCAAUUAUAAAAACGGACUUACAUCCUUGUUUGCAAGCUUGGUUCAAAUAUUCCGAAAUAGAAUUAUUUACGAAAAAUAUUUUGUUAAAAAAAUUUUAAAUUUUACAAAUUACUUACUCAC